CGCGUGAAUUCCCAGGCGCGCAUCACUCCUACGCAAAAGACAUUAACACUGCAUUGAACCACCGUUCAACGCUUCUAGCUCCAUCAGGCAGGGGAUCGGAAGACCGGGGACAGACUUCCGUAGCUUAGGCUCGCUCUAUUCAACAAGCCAUUUCCUUGGUUCAGAACCUGUCAGUGUCAAGUGUCAGUGUCAGUGUCAGUGCCGUCGGCUUCGAGCUCCGUUUGCGCGACAACCGCGGACUGAUCUCACUACCCGCACCGCGCCACGCAUACAUGACUUGACCGCGGCCUCACUGAUCGAUGCGCUGGACGAUCAGGAACCCGACAUCUCUUUCUCCUCAUAUUGGUUAUCCAUAGGUGUCAAGACGCCAAAAAAGCGCCAUGCCAGCUGGCAGAGCAGUCCAAUACUAGCUAGGAUGGCGCCCCCGAAGAUCAAGAUGGGCGAAAUCACCGUCAACGACGCUCUAGGUAGUCAUUUCUCUUUCGACCAGCAACCUCGAUCUGAUAGCUUAUACGAUGUGGUAGACGCGAUAUCCGGAGGCACUCUCAAAGAGCGUGCGACAGGUCUAGAUGAUCUGAUUUUCCUGCUUGACAAGAAGGGCAAGACCGCAAGCCUAUCGGCUCUUGGCGACAAACAUUACCAUCGUGUAUUCGAGAGUUUGUUUCGAUGUGUGGUUAACGAGAAACAGAGCUACUACGGAGGCAAGAAGACGACGGCCGCGGCGGCAUCGGCAAGGCUGGCAAAAUGUGCCGAGGCUGUCCGGCUCGCCGUCAGUCAUGGGGCUUCAAAGCUUAAGCGGAAGACCAUGCUUGCCCUCGUCGAUCACAUCACGCAGAUUCUCCCCGGGCCUGGACCCGGCCAUGGCGAUGAGGCGUACGUCGAGCCACUGCUAAAAGACUACGUAAAGGCCCUCGUAGGGCUACUUUCCCACCAGUCCAACGUCGAGCACCUUGCCACGUUGGGUGCCAAGGGUUGGCUUGCUUGUGUAGAUUUUUGUAUCGAGGCCCUGGAACGCUACCUAGAGAACGCCGAUCGAGACCGCGACUCUGGCUCUCGGGCCUCUCCGGCGCCGGGCACGGCAUCGAUGGGAUUCUCCACUGGCAGGAGCACCAAUGCAAGUCAAAGAAUACCGGGCCAAAUCCACCGUAGCACCGUCCAGGACCUCCUCCACUGCGUCAACCUUCUUGUUCUUCCACCCAACGCGCCACUCGAGCAGAGAUCCAGAGAUCUCUCCAAAGCACUCACGCAAGUGCUGCAACUGCGUCAUCUCGGACUAAGUCAGGUCAUCCAGCUGAGCUUUGCCUCGAUCAACAUCCUCUUGGCCGAGAUCCAAACAAACGACAUCUCGCAGGCCAACAACUUGGCCAGAGACCUCGUGCCACUGAUCAGUCACUGGUGGCAAGCUCGGACCGUUUCUCAAGAUGAGAUGCUAAACUCCGUCCGAGAUGAAAUGCUCAAGACCAUUUUCAUCAUCCACCUACACCUAGAGCACCUUGUUUGCCAUCAAGAGAACGAAUCAACCCAGAAGGAUAUCGAAGAUCUCGCCGAAUCUCUGUGGCUGGAAUACUCACGACGAAGCAUGAGAUCGCAACUUCAGCUUGACGAUCUCACGUUCAUCUCUGGGCUGCCCGACGAUUACUUCAAACUGGACCUCUUCGGUCUGCGUGUUCAUAAUCGGGACGGCGAGAGGAGAUGGGCUCUCGUGCAGAAUAUUGCCAUCCUGGAGCGUAUUCUCUGGAAGAGCCUUAAGCAUGCCAGGCCACUGUCACCGGGGGAGCAGCCCCGCAAGAAGCGCAGGACCCGUGGUGCAGCUACUCGGUUACAGGAGAGGCUACAAUCGCCCAGUCUGGCUGUGCAGAGAAUAUCCUUGCAGCUUGUGCCCUUCCUCCUGGGGCUCAACACAUUCUCUACAACAGAAGCCGCAGACCUCUUUGCAGACAUUGUAGCUUUUGUUGGCGAUAAGGACACCACUGUGUCAUCAUGGGCUAUGCUUGCUUGCGCCAGCUGUACCGUGUUCCGUUUUGAUUCCGGAGAAACGACGGCGUCGUGGAGGCAUCUGUGGCAGAUUGCUGCCCGGGCAAUCAGCCUUCCCAACACCAGCCGUGCCGCAAGUGUUCUCCUGCACUCAAUCCUCGAGAGAGAUCUAGUCCCAUAUCACGAUGUUUCGGAUGAUAUCAACAGCAUUGUCACAACUGCUGAUGUCAACGGCCCAGCUGUUCUGGUGGAUUCUUCAAUUAUCCUCAUGUUGUACCUGUUGACUCUUCGGAACGUGAAGCAGCCAAACGCUAGCCAAUCCACAAGCCACCAUAUCAUCCGAUGGGUCUUUUUGAAAUGGAAUCCAGCCGACCCGAGCUAUGCUUCUCUCUUCUCAAUGCAUGCUCCAGUUCCAGAAUUGGUCAAUAUUAUCCAGGCAUGCUGUGGUACAAGGGUCGCAUCUCUCACGACGCCAGUGAUCGUAUCUGGGGGACCGAUCUGCCAGACCUGGAAGGCACAGUAUGAGAUAUCAGCUCUGGCGAGAUACUUGCUACUGUUGGAGCCACCGCGAACAGUAAAAGCUGCCUCGACGGCUUGUAGCCAUGCCCCAGCAACCGAACUGAGCAAUGUCAGCGACUCGAUUACUUUCCAUGCCUCAAAGAAACUGGUGUUGGAACUUUUGUUUCCCAAAGUCGAAGAGUUGCAAGAGCUCUGUGACUUGUGGAACAAAAAAGGAUCUGAAGGGGGGGCGCCAGUCUCUCCAGACAGGCUUCACAGUCUCUUUUCGGCAAACGUCGUUGGCACGAUGCUUGCCUCUCAACUCACUGACCUCAAUUCGGGACAGUCGCGAGACAUUGAGUCAGCCCUUGCUAGACUAUCAGAGACCAGUAUCAGUGCUGCCCUUGAUUCUAGCGAUAACCAAGCUUUCUUCGAGGUCAUGCUCAAAGUCAUUCGCCCUGUAUUUCCAGCUUUGAAUAUCACGAAGUUAAGCGCCUUCCCCAAGGAAAAUGCACCCUUGUUUCGAUUCUUGGCAAAGCUGGCCGCAGGCACUCGCGAGCGGACUGCGCGACAGACCUCGGGACAAAACCAGGACCUGAUGGACUUGGAUGACGAAUUCGAUUCUCAAGAAAGCAAGGCAAGCGUAGCCAUAAGGACUGUCGAUAUUCCUCGGUUAAGCAUUCCCAUGAGUCUAGAUUCGGGCGCCUUGUAUCAAGACACGGCACAGCGCCUAUACCUUCUCGAGGUGAUACACAAAGACGCUGCGCAGGUCGGCAUUGUUCCCCAAGAUUUUCUUGAUCAACUGCUGCUUCUCCCCAACGACGAGUUUCUCCUAUGCAGGUCGACGCUCUCGGAGUUGUUCGCGUCUGACUUGCCCAUAGGGCCUGACGAUGCCCUUCGAGUCGUCGAGAAGCUGGGUGAAGUUAUUGGGGAACAGGAAUACACAUGCUGCGAAGUAGCCCAUUCAACAAGCCUCGACGUUCUCGAGGGUAUCAUACAGGUCUGGAUGGACGAAAAGCACGAGGUGUCUUCACUCGUCGGGGACUUGUACAAUUAUUUUGUCAAGGCCUCUCUCCCAAAGAACAGUUUGUCUCCCAAAUCGCAAAUGUCUCUUGCGAGCUUGCUAUUCGCGCUUCUGCGAAGCAACCCUCAAUACGGAAGCGAUCUGGGUCUUGACUCCUGUCGCACGACGCUGCUUUCCAUCAUGCAAGAGGGGACAUUAGCCGUCAAGCACUUCAUUGGGUCGGCCCUGCCAGACAUUUUCGGCAUUUACGUCCUCAAGAUGCAUGAUGAUAUCUUCGUGGAUGUUCUCAGCAGCCUUCCUACCGAUCCGGAGGCCAUCGAAGGCAUUGCGUUUCGACUCUUCGUGUUAUCUCAGCUGGCGUGCCGUUGGCCGACGCUCCUCAGACGAUGCACAUACCAUAUAUUUGAGACGCCGGGAAAGAUAAUGCAGUCAACCAAGUAUGCCAAAAGGUGUCUGGAGAAGGUUUCUGAAGCUCUUGACUUGUCAUCUCCUCGAGAGCUGUUUAGCAUCUUCAGCCCCCAGCUGCUGUACACGUGGCUUGAAAUGGAUGCCGUCGAAGACGUUCCGUUCGAAAUAUUCGGUUUCCAAAGUCUGGACACUCUCCUGCGUGAAGCACAGGCCGAGACAUCUGCACUAGAGAUCAUGCGAGGUCGUUACGAAAGUGUUCGGUCGCUCGCACAGCGACUUGGUAUGUCUUUGGUUGACAUGGUCAAACAAGGAUUCACAAAAAUCAUGGCCUACACAAUUGCGCAUGAAACUAGCACGUCUAGCUCAGAAAACGAUGGCGGCGAGACUUGGGUCCGCAAGCUACUCGGCAGGGAACUGUUCCUGGAACUCAUAUACCUCAACUUUGCGGACAUUGUGGCGUUGUUGGUGGACCUUUUCGAUCAAGAAGAUCCCAUUGAGAAGUACCUUUCAAGGGACAAAAACUUCCAACACGCAGCUGAUAGUCUGAACGAGAUGAAGAAGUUUUCUCAGUCAACCACAACCCUGCCGCCCAACCAACAACCCAUGUUCAGGGCCAAAUUCCUGACCAGGGAGCUAUUCCAUUUGUGCAGCAAAACAGAGUAUGAGCUGCAUGCACUUUGGACGCCAGCUCUUGUGGUUUCGGUCGCUCGAAACCUCCUCAACACGGUUCAUCCGGCAUUGGGCUCGCUCCACGCAUGUUCCGUGCUGCGGAAGAUUCGGGUGUUGAUCGCUCUCACCGGUCCCGUGGCAUUGGAAGCCUACCCUCUCGAGAUGCUUCUCUCGUCCAUUCGACCUUUCAUUGUGGACUCAGAGUGCGCUGAUGACGCACUUGGCGUCAGUCGCUACUUGAUUGCUCAAGGGAGCGGGCAUCUAGAGCAGACGCCAUCCUUCCUUGCCGGAUAUGCAUUAUCUACACUUGCCUCGCUGAGGAUCUUUCUCGAGUCCAGCCAGUCAAGCACUACUCAAGAAAGUCAGUUCAAAGCUACCAUGAGUAAGGCGCAGACUUUCCACACGUGGUUCAGCUCAUACCUCACUGGGUAUGAAUCGCCCAAUUUCGCUGAUGAGCAGCAGAGAGAAGCGUUCAGAUCGAUCACUCAUUCGGCUUCCAAUAUUCGAUCCUCGGGAAACGCAGAGAAGGGCACACCCGAGAGCACGCUUCUACUGGAAAUUCUCAGAGAUGGUGAGCGCGAGUCCAGACUACUGAACGAAGCAGCCCGAGACCUAGCACUCGACAUGCUCUGCGGAGAUUUCGUAGUGCCUGCUGUUGGCCACAGAGAUGUCAUUGACACAGACAACGAGGCCCUGCGCCACAGUGGACUUGUUUGGAAGAGCUGCAAUUCACUCGCUUUGAGUGAUGAGUAUCUUGCCUGGGCGGGCCGUGUUGUUGGCAGGUCUUUCGCUGCGUCAGGAGAGAUACAAACCGAGAUUUUGGAAGAAUCUGAGCUCUCGCGGUACAACAUCCUUGCGCCAGGAGACAACGACUCCGGUCAAGGACUGCUCCGUCUGCUGCAACAACUCACCCAGAGCAAGGACUCACAUGUUGCUGGUCUCGCCGAAUCAGCACUGAGAGCAGUGGUGUCGGAGGCAACAGCCCAGAGCGACGAUGACCUAAUCACUGCAGCACAGAGAACGUUGACCGAAUCGUUAUGUCUAGCUUCGGCUUGGGAGCAUUACCGUACACCACCUUCUGAUUUCGUCUCAUCACAGAAUAUCCCCGACUCUCAAGUCUUCUUUCGCGAGCACGUGGAGAGUUCCGACUGGGUUCAGCAGCUGGCGGUUCAUCUAGCACAAUCGGUCCCCGAGUACAUCAUUCUCGUCGCAUUGGUGCCAAUCCUCAAGAACGUCAAGGGGUUUGCUCAAGACUCCUUCCCUUUUAUCGUUCAUUUGGCUUUGUGCGGUCAGCUCGACAAACAGCAACUCAUUAAGCGCAACCUGUCAGAAGCUGCGAGAGAAUGGUUCAAGGUCCAGGAUGAUGCAGCGCAGACGAAUCAGAAACACCUCAUCAACACGAUUCUGUAUCUGCGGACACAGUCGUUGCCUAAAGAAUCAUCUAUUGCUGACCGAGUCUCGUGGCUUGAUAUCGAUUUUACCACUGCUGGCGCCGCCGCCUCGCGCUGCGGUAUGCAUAAGACGGCCCUGCUUUUCACCGAAAUCGCCGCUUCUCAGACAACUCGCACGUCCAGACGAUCAUCCGCGGUGCGUGAGGAGGACUCCAGUGAAGUCCUUCUUUCCAUCUUUGAGAAUAUUGACGACCCCGACGCCUACUAUGGCUUGCCACAAUCUGCCGAUCUCUCCAGCGUUCUGUCUCGGCUGGAGUACGAGAAAGAUGGCUCCAAGAAUCUAGCCUUCCGAGGAGCCCAAUACGACAGUCAUAUUCGGAGAAGGAAUCCCGCAUCACAGCUGGACAGCCAAUGUCUCGUGAGAGCUCUCGGGACUCUGGGUCUAGCUGGUCUCUCCCACUCUCUCCUCCAGACGCAGCAAAGCCCUGAUGGCGACGCAGCGUCCCUCGAAAGCACAUUUCAAACAGCACGCCGGUUGGAACUGUGGAACCUGCCUGUACCCGCGACAGCCGACAACUGCUCUGUGACAAUUUAUAAGGCCUAUCAGAACGUCCAGCAGGCCGGCGCAGAGGCUGCAGUGCGCAACGCCAUCUAUGAUGGCUUCAGCCAAACAAUGCGCAGCCUUGUCAAUCGUGGGCUUAACGCAGCUAAGCUCAGACAGCAUCUUGGUGCUCUCGCAGUCUUGACUGAGCUGAAUGAGAUCGUAAAUGUGACCGACUUCUCUGAGCUGGAGGGCAUGCUUGAGAGAUUCGAACAGCGCAGCCAGUGGAUGAGACGCGGACGAUACGAGGACGUCAGCCACAUGUUGUCUUGUCGAGAGACGACAUUGAGCUUGAUGAGUCAACAACCGAAGCUCCGCAGCCAGGCGCUGUCGAUGGCCGACGCCAGACAGGUCGAGAUCCGGUGCAUGAUGAUGUCCUCAGGGAUCUACCGCUUUCACCAAGCGACCCAGGAAUCUCUCAAUAUUUCCACGUCGUUGACAGAUCUGGUCGGCCCAUGCGAGUCCUUGGGGAUUAAGGUUGAUGCUGCCAUUAAGAUCGAGGCAGCCAACUCGUUGUGGGACCAUGGAGAGAUGAUUUCCUCGAUUCGAAUGCUUCAAAGCAUCGACUGCGACUCUUCUCUGAAGAAGCAAACCAUACCGGUUAGCCGGUCGAACCUAUUGUCCAAAAUCGGCCACCAGGUGUCAGUGGCCAAGCUGGAAAAACCCCACCACAUCCAGAAGAACUACCUUGAGCCAGCCCUCAAAGAGCUUAAGGGGAAGAGCGAGGGACAGCAGGCCGGGCAUGUCUACCAUCAGUUCGCCAUGUUUUGCGACGAACAACUACAGAACCAGGAUAGCUUGGAGGACUUGGCGAGAUUACAGAGCCUGAGGAAGGGCAAGAGUGACGAGGUCUCCCAGCUGCAGAGCCUCAUCUCUAACAGUCGAGACUCGCAACUGAAGCAAAGGUACCAGUCGCACUUGAACCGCGCUCGUCAGUGGUUGCAGCUAGACGAGCAGGAGCUUCGCCGCGUGGAGCAAACGAGGAGCGAAUUUGUUCGUCUCAGUCUCGAGAACUAUUUGCUCUCUCUCGUUGCCUCCGACGAGCACAACAACGAUGCCUUGCGAUUCACCGCGCUCUGGCUCGAGCGGUCGGAAGAGACAGCGACCAACGAGGCCGUCAGAAAACAUUUGGAAAAAGUACCGACGAGGAAGUUUGCCGCUUUGAUGAACCAACUUUCCUCGCGGCUACAGGACCAGCCGAACUCGGCUUUCCAGAAGCUCCUGAUCAAUCUUGUGUACAAGAUCUGCGCCGAACACCCGUAUCACGGCAUGUAUCAGAUCUGGUCCGGCACGAAGGUCAAAACGCGAAAGGAGGACCAAGUAGCGGUGCUGAGACUCAAGGCCACGGAGAAAGUUGCGGCUCUCCUACAGUCAACCAAAAACGUGGCAGCGAUCUGGCAAGCGGUGGACCGGACGAGCGCCUAUUACCAUCGACUUGCCGUCGAUCGAGACCCUAGCAAAUACAAGGCCGGACAGAAGAUUGCGCUGAGGGACAUCCACUCGGCCCAGUCUUUGCAAAAUGCGCUGGUGAAAUACCGGAUCCCGCCACCAACCAUGCAGCUCGAGGUGUCGGCGACCAAGGACUACUCGAGCGUUCCGGUCAUAGAGAGACUGGAGCCUCAGAUGUCGAUUGCGUCUGGUGUAAGCGCCCCCAAGAUCAUCACGGCCAUCGGAAGCGACGGUAAAAGAUACCGGCAACUGGUCAAGGGCGGCAACGAUGACCUCCGUCAGGACGCCAUCAUGGAGCAGGUGUUUGCAGCAGUAUCAUCCCUUCUGAAGCUACACCGGUCGACCCAGCAGAGGAAUCUUGGCAUCCGCACUUACAAGGUACUGCCUCUCACAUCAGCGUCCGGCCUCAUCGAGUUUGUCCCAAACACAAUCCCGCUGCACGAGUUCCUCAUGCCUGCGCACGAGAGAUACUUCCCCAAGGAUCUCAAAGGGUCUCAAUGUCGGAAGGAAAUCUCCAACGCUCAGGGCAAGACAACAGAAACUCGUAUCAGCGUCUACAGGAAGGUAACGGAAAGGUUUCAUCCCGUCAUGAAGUACUUCUUUAUGGAGAACUUUGUCGAUCCCGACGACUGGUUCGUCAAGCGGCUGGCAUACACGCGCACCACUGCGGCAAUCUCGAUGCUCGGCCACGUGCUUGGUCUCGGAGACAGGCAUGGCCACAACAUUCUGUUGGACGACAAGACGGGCGAGGUUGUGCACAUCGAUCUGGGUGUUGCGUUCGAAAUGGGACGCGUCCUUCCCGUGCCAGAGCUCGUCCCGUUCCGGCUGACGAGAGAUAUCGUGGACGGCAUGGGUAUAACGGGUACCGAGGGCGUCUUUCGCCGGUGCUGCGAGUUCACGCUCCACGCCCUGCGCGAGGAGACGUACUCCAUCAUGACCAUUCUUGAUGUAUUGCGCUACGAUCCUCUCUAUUCGUGGUCCAUCUCCCCCGUCCGACUGGCGAAGCUGCAGGGCGGGGAGUACGACGGCGACGGCGAAGAGGGCGAAGGGGAGGGCAGGAAAGACAGGAAGGGGCAGCAGGUAAAUGAGCCGUCGGAGGCAGAUCGGGCGCUGGAGGUCGUGCGGAAGAAGCUCUCCAAGACGCUGAGUGUGACAGCGACAGUCAACGACCUGAUCAAUCAGGCGACCGAUGUGAGCAAUCUGGCCGUCUUGUACUCAGGCUGGGCGGCAUACGCGUAGUCAUGUCUCCUGUCACUCUCUGGCCCCCUCUCCCUCCAUGAAUGCUUCUAGUGAGAACAUCAACAAACGAAUCGAUGCAAUGCAAGCAUGUACAUAUAGCAGUGACUUACAGACACGCGAUGCAGCCUUUUAUCUAAACAGCAUUUAGACACUAUGUAAGACGCCGACAUAGUGGCACUUAGUCGGAUACUUAGCAAGGCUAAGCGCGCUGGUCUUGUUGCUGGCUAGGGCCUCUUAGGGCCAGGUUGUUGUAGCGGCAAGCUUCAAAUAUUCGAGAGACGA
Molecule: messenger RNA, 9535 nt
Organism: Colletotrichum destructivum
Lineage: Eukaryota; Fungi; Ascomycota; Sordariomycetes; Glomerellales; Glomerellaceae
Product: Putative serine/threonine-protein kinase ATM, plant
Exons: 6
Coding region: 416-9253 (2945 amino acids)
Biological process (GO): DNA repair
Molecular function (GO): protein binding; protein serine/threonine kinase activity
Source: RefSeq, a predicted model, not a curated record